Molecule: messenger RNA, 996 nt
Organism: Racocetra persica
Lineage: Eukaryota; Fungi; Glomeromycota; Glomeromycetes; Diversisporales; Gigasporaceae
Source: the annotation of a GenBank genome assembly
AUGACAAAAGGGGCAGAUCUUAAGAAUUUAACAAAAAAUACUAAGACCACUUCCGCAGAAGCAAAGGCAGUGGGUUUAUCAAACGGGAAUGCAAAGAGCAAUGCCUCCUCAUCAUGUUCCAGUCCAAUUAUUGGUUCGAAACGUUUGAGUGAUUCUCCGGUACCAUUAAAUGAUGAUCCAACCGUUAAUGCCUCAGUAACAGUCACCAAAGAAGAUUUUAAAAAAGCCACAAAAGCUUCAAAUACUACGAAAUCCACAGUAACAAAAUCAUCACAGAACACACUUUCAUCUUCAAAAAAAACAUUACGAGUUAUGUCUGUAAUUCCUGAUGCAUCAAAAACAUCGACUACGCCACCCUUCAAGUCGCGCACUUUACCACUACCUACACAAAACGGAUUAAAAGCGAACUCAUCAAUUCCCGAAUCUUUUACUUCAGAUCUGAUUUUUGAAAAUAAGGCAAAAAGGAUAUCUUCAUCAAAUACAUCUUCAGAAGUGGAUGGAGCUUCUCCAACUGCUCGUCUCGCGUCAGCGGACGUUCAUGGCAGAUUUUCACCUGUUUUAAAAUCAGUUAACGUCAAAAAUACAAUUGCCACAUUAGAAAAAAAGGUGACACAAAAUGGUAGCUUUUCAGCAACAAGUAGCGAGAUUUCUCCAACUACAACAAAUUUUACAGUCACCUCAGAUACAAAUUUAGAAGAUAUGGACAUGGAACAAUUAGAACAAUUGUUCCUUAAUGGAACGCGGUCCCCGUCGAUCGUAUCAAAUUAUUCAUCAAAUGCUCCUUGGAAGUCGGAUAUUCCUCUCGAGUUAUCUGAUGUAUCAUGGAAAAGUGAUGAUAAUACGUAUGAUAAUACUCGGGUGACUUCAGUAGCAACGAACUAUCAUUUUACUGAUCCAGAUGAACAGUUGCGAACUGGUUUGUCUAUGAUACAGGAAGCUUACAAUCGCAAAUCUUUAUCGGUUUCCUCUAAUUUAUGCGAUGGAGACAAAGGAAAG